AUGGCUACUUCUCCUGACGGAAGCGUCUUGAUUCGAACAGUCCGGUUGAAGGUUCUUUACACAUUUGAUAUUGAACAGAAAGAUAAUCAUCUUGCUCGGUACCCACACCCACUAGAAGUUCAGACUGCCUUUAUCGAUGAAACCAGCCAGAUCGGCGUCAUUGAUCUUCGAACAUGCUUAGAAGCCGUCACAACCGCGAGCCCAGAGCUCACCACCCAUCCUGAUAACGAUUACACCGUUUACGCAUACGAUUACUCCGAACCAGAUACUCCCCUCGUUGGACAAGGCAUGCUGUCGAAGGCACUCAUCAGCCAGACCCAAGGUCAAGGAGGCGACAAUGAUACCAUGGUGACCGGGAGAGUUACAAAAAACCUCCUGGGCCUCUUUUCGAAGAAUGCUCAAGAGACACUUGAGGUAAAGCUUAGGUUCACGCCUGUGAAUGCCUUUCCUCAACGAUAUCGGUCUGGGAGUAUAAGUUCUCAGGAUGGCGGUCGACCUCAGUGGCAGAACGGUAUGGCUACCCAAACCCUGCCAAGGUCAGCUUCUCCUGUUGAUACAUCCGGCUUGGAGGCUAUGCAGCGGAUGCUCAGUGGAGACAACAUGCAAAUGGGAAAUCCUGGUUCAGGUAGUAGGCCCGUUACGCCGACGGCCGCCCAGAACUUCAACGCACCACCCAGAGUACCCGGGAACGCCAACUCAAGACCAGCUUCAAGGUCCGGUAUGCGGCAAACAUCGCAGGCACGACGUGAGUCCUUCAAUUCUGGCUAUUACAGCGGGGACGAAAACGCCGAUGACGGUCCGGCGAGAAAACGAGCAAAGACGUCGAAAGUGGAUUGGCCGUCCAAGACCAACUUCAACAUCGAGAGACAGCCUGACUCGCUCCGAGUAGCUGCAAGUACUGCCUCUAGUGUCCGACUCCACCGACCCAUCGCCAUCAAUCCUGCCACUGUAGCUGCUAUGCAACAAGGACAGCCCACAGAAGAGCCUGUCAGACCUCCAACUCCAGUUCCCGCUGCAAAAUCAGGAAGACCUCGAGGUCGGCCCCGGAAGAAUGCGCCCAGCAACCUCAACCAUGGUUCGCAAAUUAGGGACUCGUCGCCAAUGGUUGAAAUUAACCAACAACCUCAACUUCUCAAUGUUGCUGUUACCUCCCCAGAAGAUGCUCGUCUGAGAAGCGUGGAUAGUACCCCCGCCAAUAUCCCGUCUUCACCACCUGUCAUGCCUGAUCCUCAACAACCGGCUGUUACCAGCCCAGCCCUUCCCCCGAUGAUGAACUCCAACCAUGACUCUGGCUUUAUGAGUGGCACGCUGGACGAUAUCUUUGGUGACGAUGCAAUGCUACAGUUCGACGAUUUUGUUUUAGGCAAGCCCCACGAGAUGAAUGGACAACCUCAACUGCAUCAGCUCAGGGACUCCUAUCCACCAGUAUUUGAUGAAGGUAACGACACGCUGGAUGCACUGACGCAGCAACCAAAACCACAAAUGGAGCCUCCACCACUUCCCCUAAAUCAACGACCGUUGGCGAGGGCGCAAUCAUACACCCCUGGGUUACCGAAUUCUGUUUCCUCACCAAGAUUAGCACCAGCGCCAAUUCCGCGUGCCCGUCAGAUCAUGGAGGAACAGCAGCGCGCAAGAUCCUCAUUGCCCCCGCAAGUUCCAAAGAGUGAUCCAGCUCCCAGAACACUUCAAAGAGCUCAGACUUGGGCACCAGAUAGCGAUGCUCUGAUGUCCGAAGCACCAUCCCUGGAAGAAGCUAGAGCAAAGGCAGCAUCCAAGAAGAAGGUGGGAAAGGAGCAAACAAAAGCAAGACUUGAGAAUGCAAUUGCCAAUGGAGAAAUGCCACCCUUCUGUGAUAACUGUGGCUCAAUCGAAACUCCAGCAUGGCGACGUGGGUACGCGAAGACAUUUCACUGCCCUUGGGACGAGGUCGAAACAUCUCUGGAUCCUGGCCAGUGCUGUUUCAAAGAAGUCCUGACUCAUAACGCCGAUGGAAGUGUCAAAUCAUUUAGAGGCUACAAGGUUGAGAAGCUUACAGGGGACGACGACGAAAAUUGGCUUGCAAUCACGUUAUGCAAUCCUUGUGGUUUAUGGCUUCAUAAACAAAAAUGCCCGCGCCCUCGGGAAAAGUGGCAGAAGAAAGAACCUCACUCCAAGGGCAAGCGAAGACGCAAUCCCAACCCAUCAAAGACUUCAAAGAAAGCUAAUGGGAAUGCUAACUUCAAGAGUGAUGCUCAGACUCCAGUUAGCGAUGACUCUUCACCAGCUGACACUUCGAACGAAGCCGCAGAUGGCGACGAAAAUGAAAAUGAAAGCUCGAACAACGAGGAGUACAUGCCAGACGAUGGGGAACCACAAUUGCCUCACAUGCCACACUCCCACCGUGCCAGCAGUGCAGAUCCUGGGCCACGAGGCUUGCAGGCGCGAACCAAACAGCGAGCAACUGAACGUCAGGUUCAAUCCAGCCCAGGACAGGCACACGGGUCAGAAGCCCUCCCCAUUCAGAUAGGAUUUACUCCUAAAUCUGUGCGAAGACAACUCUUCCCAUCUCCAGAAAAAACUCAGGUCAGAUCUGACCCCGGCCCAACCGCAGCAUCCUCGCAGGGAAACCCUAUCCAUCUGCCAGCCUUUGUACGCAGAAGCCCGAGACUUAACAAGACACGAGACUGUUUCGCACAUCAAGGUGCCGCUGUGGAGGUUACUGUUGAUGGAAAGGAAAAUGCUGCUCCGGCUCUUCAGAUUUUGGACGAGAGUAUCGACCAUUUGUUCGAGGAAGGUCCCGGCGAUCUGGAACUACCACCCAUGACACCCACUCCCAAAAGACGAUCAGAAAGAUUAUUGUUGAAGACUCCUUCCCAAACACCAUCUCGCCAAUUCGGAGCAGACCUCUCACCCAAUGCAGAAUUAUUACCAAUAUUCCGCACGCCGAAAGUGAAGCACACCAAUCAACAAGCUGUUCUUAAUGCAUUGCUUGGUUCGUCACAUAAGGACGUGCAUCAGAUGACGCCUUUCUCACGAUCCAUUCAUGACGCCUUGACUAGUGAUGUUCCUGUGUCAGUGACUUUACCGAGAGAUGGUCAAGCUACAUCAAAGAAAAACACGCCGAACAAAGCAAUUAAUUUCGAUUUUCCAGAUUUGCCAUCGUUAAAGAACUCAUCACCGAUAUCAAGCGAUCAGCUCCUGAAUUUCAACCUUUCCGAGAUGACGACUGAUCAGCUGAAUAGCGAAUUCAACGAACCUUUUCUGGCCAACUCAACGCUGCCUAGUUCGCCUCCUCCUGGAUUGUUCACUUACUUUGAUGUGGAUGGAGAAGACAUCUCUAGGAUGUGGGAUGAAAUGAUAGACACAAAUGCGACAGAUCAAGGCCAAGCAUCAACUUUUCAUGAUUCAGAAGCGACAUCGGCUUCCAAACCUACAGCUGUUCAACCUCGAAGGAGUCCUCGAAAGCAAGUGGCAUGA
Exophiala aquamarina CBS 119918 is the source of this 3456-nucleotide messenger RNA. RefSeq lists its product as uncharacterized. Gene Ontology annotation, biological process: rDNA heterochromatin formation; silent mating-type cassette heterochromatin formation; regulation of transcription by RNA polymerase II. NCBI's taxonomy places the organism in Eukaryota, Fungi, Ascomycota, Eurotiomycetes, Chaetothyriales, Herpotrichiellaceae. Gene Ontology annotation, molecular function: sequence-specific DNA binding; zinc ion binding. The record is from RefSeq and is a predicted model, not a curated record. The transcript has 2 exons. Bases 1 to 3456 code for a protein of 1151 amino acids.